Alligator sinensis (Chinese alligator) is the source of this 1584-nucleotide messenger RNA. RefSeq names its product carbonic anhydrase 7 (gene CA7). Lineage: Eukaryota; Metazoa; Chordata; Crocodylia; Alligatoridae. Bases 1 to 795 code for a protein of 264 amino acids. The transcript has 7 exons. The record is from RefSeq and is a predicted model, not a curated record. Gene Ontology annotation, biological process: regulation of intracellular pH. Gene Ontology annotation, molecular function: zinc ion binding; carbonate dehydratase activity. Gene Ontology annotation, cellular component: cytoplasm.
AUGACGGGUCACCACUGCUGGGGAUAUGGGGAGGAUGACGGGCCUUCUGAAUGGUACAAGUCCUAUCCUAUUGCUCAGGGAGAUCGUCAGUCACCUAUUGAUAUAGAGUCCACAAAAGCAGUCUAUGACCCUCAUCUGAAGCCUCUCACCAUCUCCUAUGAAUCGAGUACAUCUCUUAGCAUCUCCAACAAUGGCCACUCAGUCAUGGUAGAGUUUGAAGAUGCUGAUGACAAGACAGUGGUCAAAGGAGGGCCACUUGAAGGUUCCUAUCGGCUAAAGCAGUUUCAUUUUCAUUGGGGGCAGAAGCACAGUCGGGGAUCAGAGCAUACAGUUGAUGGCAAACCUUUUCCUGGUGAGCUCCACUUAGUUCAUUGGAACGCCAGAAAAUAUGCAACAUUUGGAGAAGCAGCAGCAGCUCCAGAUGGCUUGGCAGUUGUCGGUGUUUUCUUGGAGACUGGAGAAGAACAUGGUCAUAUGAACAGACUCACUGAUGCUUUUUACAUGGUAAAAUUUAAAGGGACAAAAGCUCAGUUCAGAAGCUUCAAUCCAAAAUGCCUCCUGCCCUUCAGCCUAGAUUAUUGGACCUACCCUGGUUCUCUGACAACACCUCCUCUAAAUGAGAGUGUAACAUGGAUAGUGAUGAAAGAGCCUAUCAGGAUUUCUGAGAAACAGCUGGGGAAAUUCCGAACCCUUCUCUUCACCAGUGAGGAAGACCAGAAGAUCCAGAUGGUGAAUAAUUUUCGCCUCCCUCAGCCUCUGAAGGAGAGAACAAUUCAAGCUUCCUUCAAGGCUUGAAAAAGAAAAUUAAUAUUGAGCCUCAGCAAUCCAAGUGCUUCCAUGUUCAAAAAACCAGAAAAGACCUGUGGUCUUCAGAUAUUACUGUAUCAUUCCCUGGCCACCUCACGUUUUAGUGCAGAAAAACAAAUCAGUACCUCUUGGUUUAACACUUUACAUGGGCCAGAUUUAUUCUUUUAAAAAAUAUCAUGGGAUCUUGUUUACUAAUGAAAGGACAUUUUUAAGAAACUGGGAUAUUUUAGUAAUCCCAGGUGCUCUCCAGAAGAAUGGUGUGCUGAAAUUCUACAGAAUUAUUAAAUGCAAUUUUAUGUUUUUAACUGAGUAUUUUAGAAUGAGAAAUUGCUUGUGAUGGGCAAAACUUUUAAUAAUAGAGCUGUUAUCAACGACUGUAGAAAAGCCACUAAGCUAUGAUAGGAAAAGUUCAGUAACAGUCAUGUGCUGUAAUGACAAGGAAAUCAGAUGCUUCUGCCUUCCACUGAUUUCCUUUGGAAUCUGUCCUAUUUGUCCAAUUACUCUCAUUCUGAAAAUUCCCUGAUCAUAUUUUCAUUGACUACUAUCGCCUUUUCACAUCUGUGAGCAGAAAGACUAAACCAGUAGCAGUACGAAUUAUGUCAUUUUCUCCAUUCAUUUCAGGUGGACAUGAAUUUCACGACUCCUAAAUAUUUGGAUGUUAUUAUGUUGUUAGCUUAUGUCGUGUUAUAAAUGUACUCAGCACCCCAUGAGCAAACCAUUUCACUGCAGAUCACUGCAUCAAGCAUUUUUCCAAAGCCCUCGGACCAUGGGGACAUA